AUGCCCAAAUCGACAACAACAGGAGAGGUCGCAGGACCCUUUGUGGAGGUUCAAACCAAGUUAUAUAUCCACUUGCCUCCAUGCUUCGCCACCAAGCCUAUCGAGGGUAUCCACGAGCAAUUGAAUGGAUUCCUCAUGAGAUAUAUGCCCCAGGUGGACGGUGUUGUGUUGGCGCAUUCGGACCUGAAGCUGUUGCAGACAUCGGCAAGGAUCAUGUACGACUCGCCCUACUGCCAUUUCUGGAUCUCGGUCAAACUCUUGGUCUGGAGACCUGUCAAGGGAUCCACCCUUUACGGAACGAUCAACUUGCAGUCGCCUGAUCACAUUGGUCUUUUGCUCUACGGCACCUUCAACGCCUCGAUCCCCUCCGAGUUCAUCCCCAAGGACAAAUAUGUGUUCAACCCCAACAAGUCCUACAGCGGAUCCGACAGCGCCAACGGCGAUCCCGACUCGCCUCUCAUGGGUACUUCCCUCCUGAAUGGAGAGUGGGUUCACAAGAGCACAGACGAGAGCAUCGGACACGACGGCAUCAUUGAGUUUGAAGUCUCCGAACUGGUCAGGACAAACGACAUGUUGACUGUUACAGGAUCGUUGAUGAAGGUCCCCGUUAUGACCCGUCGCCCCUCGAUGCUCCCCAAGCACUCUCCUCUCCUCUCUGAUGAUUCCUCCUCACAAAAGAAGCGGUCUGCACCAGAAGAAGAUGAACAUGAGGCCAAGAGGAUAAAGAAGGAGAAGAAGAAGGCUGCUGCUGCUGCCGCCGCCGCUGCUUCUACUGAGGAGAAGCCCAAAGACAAGAAGGAGAAGAAGGAGGUCGUUGCUGCUACACCUACCGAGGCUACCAAGGAGAGCGGUGAAGAGAAGAAAAAGAAGAAGGAGAAGAAGGACAAGAAGGACAAGUCAUAA
Molecule: messenger RNA, 903 nt
Organism: Linnemannia hyalina
Lineage: Eukaryota; Fungi; Mortierellomycota; Mortierellomycetes; Mortierellales; Mortierellaceae
Source: the annotation of a GenBank genome assembly